AUGGCUACAAUUACACGAAACCCGUUGGACUCGAUGAAGUCCACUUGGCGUUCUUGGGAUAGGACGCAGUGGACCGCAGCCCACUGGCUUAUCGAAACCCUAAAUAUACACCAUAUCGAUCUUGAUAAAGAGGUCCCGAUUCACCAGAAGACAGACAAGGUUCCUUACGCCCCAGAGCUACAAUUCCAUCGUUGGGUCCUCAUCCACGCCAGUAUCCCACUCAUCAUUCACCAGCUCUACAUCAACUAUAUCGGUCAGCCCUCGGCGCUGCUGGUCUUCAUCUUUUACAGCCUAUCCCUGGAAUUGAUUGCUAUCCACGAAGUACAUGUCCUGCGCCGCGUCGGGCACAAGAUCGGGUUCUUUGAUGGCGAUAAGCAUCCUCGCGAUGGUGUGCCUGAUGUUGGAGUACGAAAGACGGUCCAGACACUCCUGUCAGUUAUAUUCCUACGUCCGAUGGCCACAGUAAUCAUCUCCUAUCGCGCAGAUGAACCCCCGUCGUCGAUCCGGUGGUUUUGGCUCAUCUUCGAAACCGGCGUCUACGCAGUCGUGCUCGACUUCUGGUAUUACCUAUUUCACCGCUCUGCACACGAGACAGAAUUUUUAUGGCAGUUCCACCGCAGACACCACUUGACAAAACACCCUAAUCCUCUCUUGACGGCGUACGCGGACCUCGUACAGGAGUUCUUCGAUCUUGUCGGUACACCUCUGAUCACAUAUGGGACAAUGAAGCUGAUGGGCUUCCCCAUGGGGUUCUACGAGUGGUGGUUCUGCCAACAGUAUAUCAUCUUCACAGAGAUUUUGGGUCACAGUGGUCUGCGGAUGAUCGCCACAGCGGUCAAUCCCUGGACCUCAUUUUUAAGGCUAUUUGAUAUGGAGCUCUUGCUCGAGGACCAUGACCUGCACCAUCGCAAGGGCUGGAAGAGCAGCUAUAAUUAUGGGAAGCAGACCCGUGUGUGGGAUCGCUUGUUCAACACAUGCACGACUCGUAUAGAGGGGCACCGGGAUAAUAUUGACUAUGUCAACACUGCGGAAAUCCCGUUGCAUUGA
Messenger RNA from Aspergillus oryzae RIB40, 1047 nucleotides. Its product is annotated as sterol desaturase family protein. Gene Ontology annotation, biological process: ergosterol biosynthetic process. Bases 1 to 1047 code for a protein of 348 amino acids. The transcript has a single exon. Lineage: Eukaryota; Fungi; Ascomycota; Eurotiomycetes; Eurotiales; Aspergillaceae. Gene Ontology annotation, molecular function: C-4 methylsterol oxidase activity; iron ion binding. The record is from RefSeq and is a predicted model, not a curated record.